This is a messenger RNA of Asterias rubens (European starfish), 3299 nucleotides long. RefSeq lists its product as uncharacterized. The transcript is spliced from 17 exons. Gene Ontology annotation, cellular component: signaling receptor complex. The record is from RefSeq and is a predicted model, not a curated record. Lineage: Eukaryota; Metazoa; Echinodermata; Asteroidea; Forcipulatida; Asteriidae. Gene Ontology annotation, molecular function: transmembrane receptor protein tyrosine kinase activity; ATP binding. The coding region runs from base 1 to 3273 and encodes 1090 amino acids. Gene Ontology annotation, biological process: positive regulation of kinase activity; protein phosphorylation; cell surface receptor protein tyrosine kinase signaling pathway.
AUGUUGACGUUGGUAUUUUGGUGUUUCAUGCUGGUUGCCAUCACUUCAUCAGUUUCAGAUUGUUAUCAUGUGACUGUCACAAUGCAACCUACACUUACUGUAACUGAUGGAACAUCUACUAGCAUUACAUGUAACUACGGUAUCCCGAUGAGACAUACACAUUCCGCCGCCUCACCUGGCGCGAACAAUCAUAAAAUCUAUCAAUGUUUUGUUCAAGUCAUUGUCAGUAAGAUUACUGAUGAAAGGUCACGGAAGUACAGUCAAAGCAAAACACAACUGCUUGUAAACGUUCUCCCAUCUAGUAUCACUCUAUCGGACUCGACGGAAAAUGUGUACGCUUCAUCUGAUGGUAUUUCCCAUCUGGUAAAAGGAGAGGAAGAUACUUCCUAUCUGGUAGAAGGAGAAGUUCGAAAAUUUAACUGCUCAGUACCAAGCAUUAAUCCCGGGGCGUCAUUUAGUUGGCUGAUUGAUGGGCGUGGCCUGCCAGAAAUGACGUAUAGCAGCCAAGACGAUGUUGGUAUGGACGGUUUAACAACUAGUACAAGUGAGAUGUUGUUUACGGCAACUUGGUCCCAUCACGAUAAACUGCUAGAGUGUCAAGCUUUAAACAGUGAAGGACAUCCGGGUAUUUCCAUCAGUGUGAGACUUUAUGUUUAUGGUGAUGUGAAAAAUAUUACUGUUACGGUUGAUGGUGAACUGGCAAAUGCUGACACACCUGUUGUGGUUGCAGAAUCGGAUAGAGUGACACUUAAUUGCACUGCUUUGGGGGCCAGGCCUUCAGUAUCAGUUACUUGGUACGACAGCAAAACGUCUAAGAUCAUGAACAGUACCGAAACUACACGAGUGAACAGCAUUAAUGUGAACACAACUGAUACGAUUGGGGUGUUGAGUCUCUCCGGACGGGGAUGCAACGAGAGAUAUGAGCUCGAAUGCCGUGUUUCCGGCCAGCAAAUUCAUAACCACUACUCUCGACGCGUUACUUUGAGAGUACAAGAGGAUAGUGGGUCAUUCACCGGACCGAGUGACGUCACAGUCAUGACGAACGCCACAGUCAGUUUGUCAUGCAGAGCAGGACAUUGUGUACCAAUUAGCUUCUCUGCCUGGGUAAACAACAAUGUAAACUUUGCUGCGUUUCAAAGCAUCUUGCGAAAUGACGCAAAAUACGAUAAUUUUGAUAUUAACAGUACCGAUCGUUGCAUUGGUCAGAUGGAUCUCCUCGUCACCAAUGCACAGCCUGAGGAUGCAGGGAUCUACACGUGUCAGAUAAAUGGCGAUAUUCAAGAAGCAACACUGAACGUGGAAGUUGCUGUGAAGCGUAUCACAAUGUCUGUAAAUGGUGUGACAUCAUCCUCUGACGUGCCGAUUCAAGUGACGUCAUCCCCUGGAGCGCCUGCUUACGUGACUUCAUCAUAUGACCAGCCGAUUCACGUGAUGUCAUCCUCUGACGUGCCGGUUCACGUGACGUCAUCCUCUGAUGUGUCGGUUCACGUGACGUCAUCCUCUGACGUGCCGGUUCUUGUGACGUCACCUCCUGGUGACGCGCCUUUUUAUCUGAAUGGGUCUGCAGCAAACACGUUUGUCUGUACAGCCAUUGGAGCCAGACCAGGUGUCGACCUUCACUGGCACAUCGGAAACACCACCUACCAAGUAGAAGUACAGACUGUUCGACAAAGCACCGACGAUCGACACACAAUGGAUACAAUAAGCACGAUGAUAUUGUCUCCAAACAGUAUCCGUGACGGUGAAUAUCACGUGGUGUGUACGUCAUAUGGACAGGUUGUCGCCCCGUCGUUGGCUCUGUCCGUUGCAAUCAACGUAACUAACUAUGUGUCGCCAACAAGUCAAACAAAAGAGGAUGAUAAACAGGUAGAAAAUAUGUCAACAGAAAAUGUUGAGCAGCUGGGAACUUUGUCAACAGUGGUUGGUGAGCAGAUGGAGGAGAAUCCUAACUUAACUCGGAUUAUCACAUGGAUAGCAGGACCGCUGGUGGCGCUUUUGGCUGUGAUCUUGUUGAGCAUUUACGCGGGAAUGAAAAUAAGAACACGCACCAAACAGAGAGCAGUGACUACCGCAGUUUGUGCCAGUUCCACGGUAGAUGUUGGUGACGAUGACGGGACAUAUCUGGAACCAAAUAAAUUCAAAGAAGAGGACACUCUACAGAAAACCGGCAGCGAUACAUCUAUUGGCGAACUAGAGAAUGAACAUCCCAGUGAUAAUAUUCCUCUGAGGGAAACAGAUGGGCUUAGAGCCUAUGUGACUAAGAUACAUGAUCCAGCCGCCAGUCUCUCUCCGAGACUCUCCUUCAUCAACGAAUAUCACAACGUGGGCCCUAGCCUCAAAUUUCCAAGACAUCGAAUCUGGAUUGAAAAGGAACUUGGCAGAGGUGCCUUUGGGAGAGUUCUACAGGGGAUAGCUCUUGGGAUUGAUAGCUCAGAGGAACGUAAGAAAGUAGCUGUUAAAACUCUCAAAGAGGAUGCGGAUGAUUGUGCAAGAAGUGAACUUCUUGAAGAGUUGCGUCUCAUGAAGAAACUUGGCCCACAUCCGAACAUAAUCACAUUGCUUGGACACUGUACGAAGAUUGAUCCCAUUUAUGUUAUAGUGGAGUACAUGUCCAGAGGUGACUUGAAAACGUUACUAGGAUCCUGUAAAACAGCCGUGAUGGGUUCAGCGCCCACGGACCUUCCUGGCCUGAAGGAAAACCCUUCAAAGACAUUCGUCAAGUUUGCCAAAGAUGUGGCCAGUGGAAUGGAGUUUUUAUCUUCUCAAAAUUGUAUCCAUCGUGAUCUGGCUGCCCGCAACGUUCUGGUAAGUGAAGACAUGGUCUGUAAGGUGGCUGACUUUGGACUGGCCCGUGACGUCAUGAAUGUCCGCAUCUACCAGCGACAAUCACAGGGACCUCUGCCCAUUCGCUGGAUGGCCAUAGAAUCACUAGUCGAUGACGUGUUCACAACAAAGAGUGACGUAUGGUCUUUCGGGAUCCUGCUGUGGGAGAUCGUUACCUUUGGUGCCCGGCCAUAUCCACUUCUUGGGAUUCAGACGAUGUUGAGUAAGCUAAGAUCGGGGUACCGUAUGCCCAAACCAGCGUGCUGCAAGCAACAACUAUACUGUAUCAUGUUGAGUUGCUGGAAAAAAGAUCCACAGGAGCGGAGCAGUUUCACGGAAAUUUCGAAGGAGCUGGGGAAAUUGCACAGCGACUAUGAGGAAUACAUUCGUGUUGAUAAGUUGGCCGAGGUGAUCUACGACGACGUGGACGUACCAGACGAGAAGUUAUGAAAGAGAAAGACUUGUCACGGUCUUUA